CCAUUUCGGACAAAAUUAUGCAGUGUACUUACCGUGUCUGUUGUGGGUCAGUUGGAAUGGUCUAGCAUAUAAAUAUAUGGUUUCUCAAGAAUCAUAUUUCUCAUUCCAUUCAUUUAUCUUCAGAUCAUUGAAACCACCAAAGCUUUAUCGCAUCCACUGAUAUCCAAUCCAUAUUACGACCACACCUAUCAAAAUGAUCACCAAUCACCAAUCACUUCUGUUGGUAUGUUGACUAAACUCCGUCAAUUCAUCUAGAUCUGCUCAAUCUAACGAUUUCCAGGCCCCAGUUGCAUAUCUUAUCCCAUAUGGCGUCCACUAGGAUCAUCAAAUCUAGCUUCGAUACACUCUCUCCGUGUACCUUCGCCCAAGUAAUGGAGAAAGAUCAAACGAUGGAUCAAGCAGUAAGUUAUACCCAACGCGUCCAACCCUUUUGUAGCUCAACAGAUAUCCUAGGCCAAGAAUUAUAUCACCCGCGUCAAUGGUGCAAAACAAAAUGGUUUCGAGGGAAUCGGUUUCUUCGCUGCUGCAGUUGUUGCUGGUAAUCUUGCAGGGCUCCCAGAGAAGCAAUUGUAUGGGUUGGGUGCGGGGUAUCUUGUUAGUCGGGUUCUUUAUACGGCUCACUACAUUGUGAACACGAAUCCAAAGUUGGCAGUUUUGAGGAGUUUGUUGUGGCAGGCUGGUGUUUGGCAGGUUAUUGCUCUUUACGCUUUGAGUGCGAUUAAUUGACCUCAAAAAUAUUAGAAAGACUCAAGGGAAAUAUACACUUUCUUGAUGUUGGUAUCUAGAUAAUGAAAGGACAGUCAACUUUUCC
Messenger RNA from Hymenoscyphus albidus, 811 nucleotides. Lineage: Eukaryota; Fungi; Ascomycota; Leotiomycetes; Helotiales; Helotiaceae. The record is from the annotation of a GenBank genome assembly.